UCUCCAGAAAUGGCAGGUCUUACACUCUUGGUACUUGUCCUCGUGGCUGCUUGCAGUGCCUCCACUAUUCCCCAAUCCGCUGUGCAUCCGCGGGAUUUGAAGGUGGAAACAAGGAACAUUGAAGGUCGGAUCACCAAUGGAGCUUUGGCGACCGAGGGACUAAUACCAUAUAUUGUGGGAGUGAGCCUGAACAGCAACGGACGCUGGUGGUGGUGCGGUGGCUCAAUUAUUGGACACACUUGGGUGCUCACUGCCGGUCACUGCAUUGAUGGUGCCGACGAGGCUUCCCUGUACUACGGUGCCAUCAACUACAACGAACCUGCAUUCCGCCACACCGUGGGCAGGGAGAACCUGAUCAUGUACCCAGAAUAUCACGGACGGGAUGCAGAUUUGGCCUUGAUCAAGACCCCUCAUGUGGAUUUCUACAGCCUGGUUAACAAAAUUGAGCUGCCCAGUCUGGAGGAUCGGUACAACUCUUAUGACAAGUCCUGGGCUCGGGCCUCCGGCUGGGGUGCCAUCUACGAUGGUAGCAAUGUGGUCGAGGAUCUCCGAUUUGUGGAUCUCCAAGUGAUCUCCGUGGCGGAGUGCCAGGCUUAUUACGGAACUGAGACCGCCUCCGAGAACACCAUCUGCGUGGAAACUCCCGAUGGCAGGGCCACUUGCCAGGGCGAUUCUGGUGGCCCACUAGUCUCCCAAGAGGGUAACAAGUUGAUUGGAGUUACCUCGUUUGUCGCCGAUCGCGGCUGCCAGGUGGGUGCUCCGGCUGGGUUCACCCGUGUGACCAAGUACUUGGAAUGGAUCAAGGAGGAAACUGGAAUUUAUUAUUAAAAUAUGUAUAUUAUAUUUUAAUCAACUUAAAUA
Molecule: messenger RNA, 861 nt
Organism: Drosophila serrata
Lineage: Eukaryota; Metazoa; Arthropoda; Insecta; Diptera; Drosophilidae
Product: serine protease 3-like
Biological process (GO): proteolysis
Molecular function (GO): serine-type endopeptidase activity
Source: RefSeq, a predicted model, not a curated record